CAUUGAUGGUGCAUGAGAAAAACACCCAAUUCAAUGGUGGUCAAUGUAGGGUGCCCAUGUAUUGGGGGUCAGUGGGAAGAAUGUCCCUUACAUUGGGGGUCAGUGGGAAGAAUGUCCCUUACAUUGGGGGUCAGUGGGAAGAAUGUCCCUUACAUUGGUGGUCAGUGGGAAGAAUGUCCCUUACAUUGGGGGUCGGGGGGAAGAAUGUCCCUUACAUUGGGGGUCAGUGGGAAGAAUGUCCCUUACAUUGGGGUCGGUGGAAGAAUGUCCCUUACAUUGGGGGUCGGUGGGAAGAAUGUCCCUUACAUUGGGGGUCGGUGGGAAGAAUGUCCCUUACAUUGGGGGUCAGUGGGAAGAAUGUCCCUUACAUUGGUGAUCAGUGGGAAGAACGUCCCUUACAUUGGGGGUCAGUGGGAAGAAUGUCCCUUACAUUGGGGGUCAGUGGGAAGAACGUCCCUUACAUUGGUGGUCAGUGGGAAGAAUGUCCCUUACAUUGGAGGUCAGUGGGAAGAAUGUCCCUUACAUUGGGGGUCAGUGGGAAGAAUGUCCCUUACAUUGGGGGUCAGUGGGAAGAACGUCCCUUACAUUGGGGGGUCAGUGGGAAGAAUGUCCCUUACAUUGGGGGUCAGUGGGAAGAAUGUCCCUUACAUUGGGGGGUCAGUGGGAAGAAUGUCCCUUACAUUGGGGGUCAGUGGGAAGAAUGUCCCUUACAUUGG
This is a messenger RNA of Staurois parvus, 716 nucleotides long. Lineage: Eukaryota; Metazoa; Chordata; Amphibia; Anura; Ranidae. The record is from the annotation of a GenBank genome assembly.